ACAGCUCUAAACAUGGACGAUCGAGGCAGAUUUUUGACUGACAUUUGUGAUUAUCGCAAUAUGUCUGGUCACUGAAGGCACCGCAGACAGAUAUCAGCAGAGAAGUUGUCGAAAUGAUGGAAAAAAAAAUCCGACUGAAGACAGUCAAUGAACACAUCACAUGUAGUUUGUGCAGGGGGUAUCUGAUUGAUGCUACGACAAUCACAGAAUGUCUUCACACAUUUUGCAAGAGCUGCCUGGUGCGGUACCUGGAGGAGAACAACACCUGCCCAGACUGCAGGCUUGUCAUCCACCAGAGCUAUCCACUCAACUACAUCAGCUUCGACAGAACAAUGCAGGACAUUGUGUACAAGCUGGUCCCAAACCUUCAAGAGAAGGAGAUGAAAAGACAGAACGACUUCUACAAGAAGAUGGGAAAGGCUCCUCCCAACUCUACACCAGUAGGAAAUUGUGAAGAAAACCAAGAACCUGAGAAGAGUCAGACCCUGCCUCCACCGGACGAGGACCAGGACUGUCACCGUAGCGACGAGCAGGUCAACAUCUGCCUGGAGUGUAAGGGCAACCACAUGAAGAACCUCAAGAGGAAGUACAUCCGCAUCUCAUCCCAGGCUACCAUCACUCAUCUCAAGAAGUUCAUCGCGCUCAAAGUCUACCAUGCACGGGAGAGAUACAAGGAUGUUGAUAUAUUGUGCAAUGAAGAAUUACUUGGAAAAGAUCACACGUUAAAAUUUGUAUCGGUCACGAGAUGGAGAUCAAAAGAUGCCCCCCUCACUCUACACUACCGACAGAGAAUGACUGAGUUAUGACUAUGUGACUGGGAGGAACGGCCUCACGUUUGACCUGCAGCGAACUCGGCGGCUGAUCCUACAAACUGGGGUGUUUCUUCCAGCGUUGCAAAGACUAUAGCUUUAUCACAUCACCUCCUGACUCACUAACCAAAGCCAGGUGGCUCGGAGGAGGAGCGCAGCCUCACUGGUCCUCAUGUUCCCCUGAUUCAACCAUCAACUCACAACUGACGAGGAGAUUCAUGGAAAAUAACAUUGGAUUAACUCUCUGGAUUGUGAGGGAUAGACAAUGUGCUUGCUCAGCAUUCAGGUGACCCAGAAUGCUUGGAAGGAUGUGAUUUGUGAAGCCAUUUUUUUUAUGCCCGACUGUCUUAUUAAUGAAAAGCUGCUGAGCUGGAUAAAAUUAUCUCUUCCCACCGUAUCUCUGAUCAAGGAAGGAUUUAUGACUAUUGGCAUUAAAAAAAUAAGUUUUAGUGUACUAUGGCAUCAACAUUCUUGACUAAUCCAGAAGUGUAUUGUCAAAGAUAUCUCCCUUGAUUUAGAUCAGAAUUGAAGUGGAGUGCUCUCCCCUUGAUCCAUAAAACCUGACGAUUCCGAUCGGUGAGUGCAUCCACAAGAAUCCGCAGUCAUAGUGGUUGUUCAUCCGGGUUCAGCAGUUGUUAACCCUUCUAAUGUCAAAUAUCCAGAAAAUGUUUUAUAUUUCUCCUGCUUUCUGGGCACAGAAGGAUCAUAAGUGAACAUGAUCGUAAGUGAACACAAUGAACAUGGAAGAGUUCAGGGGAUCAUAUUGGCCUUUGUGGCUGUUUCAUUUAACCAUGACAGUAUCACUGUUGACUAUUCCAUAAAGACGUGUACCUGGCAGAUACGGACAUCAGUGGUUGCUGGAUGCUGAUCACUGGAUCGUGUGGCCUACAUGGUGACAACAUGUUGAUUGAUUGUGAUCUCGUGAUAUGGUGGCCAAAUAAUGAGGAGCAAACAGAACCAAAACGAAUCAGUGAAUAUUGUGCCAGUGUAGAUAGAUGUAUUGACAUUGUUAGCUCAGACUUGGUAUUUCUGUGAGAGUGACUGUCUGUUCACGGCCAGGGAAGGACCACACUGUGUAAGAAAGAACCUUGUUUAAACAUAUCCUGCUAUACUGGACACCACAUGAUGAUCAACGGGCUAAAGAGAAUUCUACGUUCUUCAUCUUAAAUCAAAAUUUUCCACAUACAAACAUUUCUGCAUGCUAAACAGAAAAUUAACCCACAGGCACUUAUCAUUAACUCAAUGCCUUAGAAGUAAUUUUGUUUGUGCCCAAAUUUGCAUAACAGACUGGUUUUAAGAAACUAGUGCUGUUUUCACAGAACAAUCAUAGUGCUAAGAGGAUCGUAACUCCCAAUUUAUUAACAUAGACUUAUGACAUUCAUAACGCAAAGAUGAUCAUAACUCCCAUACUUUAUCACAUACUUAUGACAAUCAUAGCGCUAAGAUGAUCAAAACUCCCAUUCUUUGUCACAGACUUAUGACAAUCAUAGCGCUAAGAUGAUCAUAACUCCCAUUCUUUGUCACAGACUUAUGACAAUCAUAGCGCUAAGAUGAUCAUAAGUCCCAUUCUUUAAGGUGGAUCUUUACAAAACAGCCGAUCCAUGCAGAUUAUCAAGGUUCUUUUCCAGGUGGGUUGGGUUUACACAGCUGAUGGCACAUAAAGGAAUUAACCAGUGUCAUCAUGUUCUUGGUAACAGAGUUGGCACAUUACAAAAGGCUAUGGAAGUACUGUUACCGCUGUGGUGUUAGCAGCUAGUGUGGUGGUGUUCUGUGGAAGCCGACCGACCAGAGGCACCAAGAGUCUAUCUCUGUCAAAGGAGUCCUAUCACACAGAUACAGAAAUGAUGGACCAGGAGGUGGUCCUGAACGCUGUGCCACUUCACAGCAUGUUAAAAAACAUAAGUCAGCAUGACCUCCAACCAGCUGGGUGACACAAGUGGAGAAACGAGACUUGUAGGUCCUUAAAGGAAACCAGUGUUGUAAAACAAUCCAAGUGAUAUCCCAUAUCUACGCUCAACCAUUGCCAAGACAGUCGAACACAUAGUCCUCAAUCAAGAGACACUCAUUAGUCAUAUAUCAUUGUAUAUGUGGCAUAUCUAUUCACCAAGUCAACCAGUAGAUUCUGUUUUCAGGACUUGUCUAUGUCAUGUAUUCAUGUACAGUUUACAUUUUGUUCAUUACUUCUCCAUGUUAAACUGGCCAUAGCCAAUGGCCAGGACCUGGUUGUAUCAAACCUUUGUUCACUGAUGGUUCAUUGCCUUCUUAUUGUUUCAUGAGUUAAUGUUGGCAUUAAAAUGGGUUGGACAAGGGUGGCAUUAAACUUAUCAUUAACUAAGUAUGAAGAUUUCAUUAAAGUAUAAGUUAAAUAUUGUAUUCUUUCCUUAUGUUCCGACAAUUCCUUUUAAGCAAAUAAACACUUUCUCCUUUAUAUCUGUGAGAAUAGGUCUUCAGCAAAAGGCCGUAAAAGGCAACUACACUUUUCGUAAGAGGUGACUAAUGGGAUCGGGUGGUCAGGCUCGCUGACUUGGUUGAUGCAUGGCAUCAUAUCCCAUUUGCAGGGAUCGAUGCUCAUGAUAUCAAUCACUGGAUUGUCUGGUUCAGACUUGAUUAUUUACAGACCGCCAUCAUAUAGCUGGAAUAUUGCUGAAUGCGGCAUUAAACAAGAAACAAUCAAUCCUAUCUGCGAAAGUUUGGUAAGACGUAAUAGCCAAAUGCAUCUUUUCUGAUGUUCAUUUUGUGAUGUACUUUGUGUCUUGAGGUUUCUUUCUUCUUAUUUUUUCAUUUUUUUUUUUUUUUUAAAAGAAGUUACUGUCACUCUAGUAAUACAAACAUACUGCAUAUUUCAAGUGUGCAUAAACUAUUAAAGUUUAUAUAUCAUAUAUUGCAGUGCAGGAAAGUACAUGGUCUCAAACAUUAAAAUCUUAAGUACCAUAUAUUGCAGUGCAGGUAAGUACAUGGUCUCAAACAUUAAAGUCUUAAGUACAAAACUAAAAUUAAAAUGAAAGCUACUCAUUUUCGAAAAGUUUAUGAUAGAGCAUCCAAGCACCAUAGAAUUUUUGCUGAUUACCUGUCUUGAAAGCAAUAUCUUUUUCAAUGUUGUAUUGUGAAAAAAGCUUCCUUUUUAUAAACAUGAAAAAAAGGUUUUGUAUUUUGGAAUUUGCAUCUAAUAAUAUAGAAUUUUAAGUAAAAGUAAAUCGAACACUUUCUGUUUUUUAUGUUCUCUUUAACUCCAAAAAGUAUCAUUUCUGCACAAAAUGUCAUAUUAUGAACAGUGUCUUGAGGUUUCAAUGCAAAACGCAAAGUUUUGUAUCGGACGCCUGCAUUUUAUCAGUGUAUUGGCACGUAUUGGGCAUGUUAAUAUACGGAUGGGGUCAUUAAGAGUUUGAUCCAACCAGGU
This is a messenger RNA of Haliotis rufescens (red abalone), 4206 nucleotides long. Its product is annotated as polycomb group RING finger protein 3-like. Gene Ontology annotation, cellular component: PRC1 complex. The transcript is spliced from 8 exons. Lineage: Eukaryota; Metazoa; Mollusca; Gastropoda; Lepetellida; Haliotidae. The record is from RefSeq and is a predicted model, not a curated record. The coding region runs from base 114 to 806 and encodes 230 amino acids. Gene Ontology annotation, biological process: regulation of transcription by RNA polymerase II.